Fragaria vesca subsp. vesca is the source of this 1651-nucleotide messenger RNA. Its product is annotated as mediator of RNA polymerase II transcription subunit 25-like. The record is from RefSeq and is a predicted model, not a curated record. Gene Ontology annotation, cellular component: mediator complex; transcription regulator complex. The transcript is spliced from 14 exons. Lineage: Eukaryota; Viridiplantae; Streptophyta; Magnoliopsida; Rosales; Rosaceae. Bases 86 to 1651 code for a protein of 521 amino acids. Gene Ontology annotation, biological process: positive regulation of transcription by RNA polymerase II.
CUUGUGAUAUUCAAGCCUCUCCGCUUCUCUCUUCCUCGGCGUUUCGUCUUCCGAUUCCGUCUCCUCUCAGCUUGCGGUUGACCCGAUGGCGGAGAAGCAGUUGAUCGUGGUCGUUGAAGGCACGAUGGCCAUGCAGCCUUACUGGCCCACCGUCUUCUGCGAUUACGUCGAGAAGAUCAUCAGGUCCUUACCCGGAAACGAGUUAUCUGGAUGUGGUCAGAAGCCCUCCUCCACCUCUACCGUUGAGAUGUCUCUGAUCACAUUCAACACUCAUGGAUCUGGUUGCUUGGUACAACGGAGUGGUUGGACAAGAGACAUUGAACUUUUCUUACAAUGGUUAUCAGCUCUUCCCUUAAAUGGUGGUGGUUUUAGUGAUGCUGCAAUUGCAGAAGGGCUGUCUGAAGCCCUAAUGAUGUUCUUGACCAUUCAAAAUGGAAGCCAAAAUCAACAAAAUGUGGAUUUUCAAAAGCAUUGCAUUCUUGUUGCUGCUAGUGACCCUUGUCCCCUUCCCACACCAGGCUAUAGACCACAAAUGCAAAACAUGGAGCAGAGUGAAAUUUCUGAUGCGCAAACCGAAAGCUGUCUGUAUGAUGCUGAGGCUGUUGCUAAAUCAUUUGCACAGUGCUUUGUUUCUCUGUCAAUCAUCUGUCCAAAACAGCUUCCUAAACUCAGAGCUAUUUACAAUGCGGGAAAGCGCAACCCCCGGGCAGCAGAUCCACCUAUUGAUAAUGUGAAAACCCCCCACUUUCUCGUUCUAAUCUCAGAGAAUUUUAUUGAGGCACAGGCUACUUUAAGUCGUCCUGGAAGUACGACUUUACCCUCAUAUCUGAAAGCUUCUGUUGGAUCAGUAACAAAGCCGCAUGAACGUUAUCCCGGUUGGAAAAUGUCAAAUAAGAAGAAGGGCCUUACCAGCCUUCCACCUCCAACUUCUAAUCCAUCUGGUUCCUCCUCUGGAACCAGUACAAUGAAUCCUACUCUUGGAAUCUCUCAACAAGCCCAAUCUGGGAUACAGUCGCUUGGUGCAGACAAUAGUUCGGUAUCUAAUCCGUUGUCACAACAAACGUCAAGUGCUCUGCAUCCUGCACAAUUCGAAUUUGUAAAAGUCUGGGAGGGAAAUUUAUAUUUUUCUGGGCGGAGACAAGGACCACCUGUGUUUAUUACUAGAUUGGAAGGAUACAUAUGUUUUUCAGCAUCUGUGGCGCUUGCAGUAAACUUGCCACCGACAUUGCAAAUAGUCAGGGUCACACCUCAGGAACUCAUGUAUAGCAGGCAUUUUGUGAGACGGGUAAAAUAUCAAAUAUUUAAGGCAAUGGAUCAGAAUGACUUUUUUGGGAUGUUGCAAGAAAAAAAGCUUUGUGCUAUCAUCAAAUUGCCGUCUGAGAUACUACUGCUAUCUGUUUCGGAUAAACUUAACUGCAUGGUUGGAAUGGUGUGCCCAUUGGAUUUGUUUCUGUCAGCGCCACAACCAACAGGUGGUGAGCAAGGACAGGUAACAACAGAAGCCUCAGCUUCAACAGAUGCAGCAACAGCAGCCGCAGGGAUUCAGGGUUUGGUUCUGUCAGAGCCACAAACAGGUGGUGAGCAAGGACAGGUAACAACAGAAGCCUCAGCUUCAACAGAUGCAGCCGCAGCGACCACAACAAGGGCCUAA